AUGAAUAAUUUUAUUCUUGAAAUAGAUGGAUUUUAUAAACCUGAAAUAUACUAUACUGAUACUGAUAGUUUAUACAUUUCGUCUAGCAAUUGGGAUAAAUUAAAUAAAGCUGGGUUGGUGUCCGAAAAUGAUUAUUGUAAAAGAAAGAAUGACUAUGGAGAUGGUGGAAUUAUUUUCGGUUUGUAUUUAGCACCAAAAGUUAAAUAUAAUAUCAAUUUGAUUUCUGAUGUUUUACAAGAAAAGAAAACGUUUAAGGGAUACUCUAAUGAUAACAUAACUGUAGAAGAUUAUAUUAAAUUAGCUAGCGGGCAUGAUGUGAAGAAUGAGUUUAAUAAAAGAUGGGAAAAGAGUAUUACUGAUGGAAUAGUUAAUCCAGAUGAAAAACAAACUAAAAAAUUUAGAAGUUAUUUGAAUUUUGUGAAGGGAAAAGAACCAGAUGAUGAAGGAAUCAUGUGGCCUUACAACCACAAAGAUAAGAUGAAUUUGAUGAUUUCGAUUAUCUUACAAAUGUAUCUAAUGAUGAUGAUCCGUUAG
Lottia gigantea (owl limpet) is the source of this 534-nucleotide messenger RNA. RefSeq lists its product as hypothetical. Gene Ontology annotation, molecular function: nucleotide binding; nucleic acid binding. Lineage: Eukaryota; Metazoa; Mollusca; Gastropoda; Lottiidae. The record is from RefSeq and is a predicted model, not a curated record. The transcript has a single exon. Bases 1 to 534 code for a protein of 177 amino acids.